Linum tenue is the source of this 442-nucleotide messenger RNA. The record is from the annotation of a GenBank genome assembly. Lineage: Eukaryota; Viridiplantae; Streptophyta; Magnoliopsida; Malpighiales; Linaceae.
AAGACAUUACUCUUUCUCUUCCUUCUCUCUUCGUUCAUAGACAAACUUACCAGACAAAAUAUACAAACAAAACAUAACCCUAAUAUCCGCUUCUUUACCUAAUAUGAUUUCUCCCUUCAUCUUCCUUGUGGUCGAUUGGGCGACGGGUAGGAAACGAUUCUGGUGGCUUUUCCUAAGUCUCUGGAUGAAGCAGACUUUGGAGCUCGCCCGCGGCAGAGAGACCUCCUGCUGUCGGCAGGCUUUCUACUCUCAAUCUCUAGGAGAAAGAGGAAGCCAGAUUCGACGAGUAAUUUCGGUGAAAAUGGCGAAGGCGAGGACAUGCACACCUUUUCAGAUAUUUUGGUAUAAGGAAUAGAGCACUGUAAAGAAAAGUAUGGUAAUACUAACCGGUGGUUGUUGACUUAGAGCAUUAAGAAAAGAGGAUGAUUCGUCAAUCACACUG